AUGGUGGCCAAGAGCGACUCGAAUACCGCAGUCGCUAUAUCAAGCAAAUUAGCAUCUGAGGUAUACGACCUAGACCUUUUCGCCACGAACAUUCAAGAUCAAAAAGACAACUCGACUCGCUUUCUCAUCCUUAAGAAUAGUAGAUUGCACCCUCCCAAUGACCGUUUUGUUAAAGACGACAGGUGCAAAGCACUUUUAUCUUUCAGCAUCAACCAUGAAUCACCUGGAUCACUGGCCAAGGCACUCGAUAUUUUCAAACAACAUAAUCUGAAUCUUACCAGUAUCAAUAGUAGACCGAGUCGUCAGAGACCAUGGCAUUACAUUUUUCUUGUAGAGUUCGAAUUUGAAGUGUCUGCUGAUGGAACUGAAUCGGAAAUUGAGACCGCACUAAAAGCUUUAGGCCAUGCUCAUGGCAAAAUUGAUUUCAUCAUUGUCUUCGCGCAUCUUUUCACAUGGUCCAUGGCGCUUGGUUCUCAAUAUUGA
This is a messenger RNA of Bacidia gigantensis, 483 nucleotides long. RefSeq lists its product as uncharacterized. Gene Ontology annotation, biological process: L-phenylalanine biosynthetic process. The record is from RefSeq and is a predicted model, not a curated record. Bases 1 to 483 code for a protein of 160 amino acids. Lineage: Eukaryota; Fungi; Ascomycota; Lecanoromycetes; Lecanorales; Ramalinaceae. The transcript is spliced from 2 exons. Gene Ontology annotation, cellular component: cytoplasm. Gene Ontology annotation, molecular function: prephenate dehydratase activity.